Messenger RNA from Dipodomys ordii (Ord's kangaroo rat), 722 nucleotides. RefSeq names its product NADH-cytochrome b5 reductase 3. The transcript has 6 exons. The record is from RefSeq and is a predicted model, not a curated record. The annotation marks the transcript as partial. Gene Ontology annotation, cellular component: mitochondrion. Lineage: Eukaryota; Metazoa; Chordata; Mammalia; Rodentia; Heteromyidae. Gene Ontology annotation, molecular function: FAD binding; oxidoreductase activity.
GGGGUGGCCCCCGACCCCCACCCCGUGAGCUCUCAACAGCUCUGGCCUCCUCCCUGCAGAUCCUCAGCCACGACACUCGGCGCUUCCGCUUCGCGCUGCCCUCCCCCCAGCACAUCCUGGGCCUCCCCAUCGGCCAGCACAUCUAUCUCUCUACUCGCAUUGACGGGAACCUGGUCAUCCGGCCCUACACCCCGGUCUCCAGUGAUGAUGACAAGGGCUUCGUGGACCUGGUGGUCAAGGUUUAUUUCAAGGACACGCACCCCAAGUUCCCGGCCGGAGGGAAGAUGUCACAGUACCUAGAGAACAUGAAGCUGGGUGACACCAUUGAGUUCCGGGGCCCCAACGGGCUGCUGGUCUACCAGGGCAAAGGGAAGUUUGCCAUUCGUCCAGACAAGAAGUCCAACCCCGUCAUCACGACGGUGAAGUCUGUGGGCAUGAUCGCAGGGGGCACAGGCAUCACGCCAAUGCUGCAGGUGAUCCGUGCCAUCAUGAAGGACCCGGAUGACCACACCGUGUGCCACCUGCUCUUUGCCAACCAGACUGAGAAGGACAUCCUGCUGCGGCCGGAGCUGGAGGAACUGAGGAACGAGCACUCAGCUCGCUUCAAGCUCUGGUACACGGUUGACAAAGCCCCCGAAGGUGAGUGGGGGAAGCAGCAGGCUGGUGGGCAUGGGGGGAUCCCAGAGGGCGGCAGGGCCGGCCUGGGGCCCCGCCCCUCGGAG